UCAAAUAGAGUAUUAGAGUGAUUAAAAAGGCAUCUUAAAAAGCAAAAUUAUGAAAUGGCAACAAUGUAAUAUGACAUGCUUCGAAACGUCAAAAUCUAGAAAAGAAAAACAAAUAAAACAGAUGGAAUUAUACUCGAAGAGGAGAAAAGAAACUACAAUAAAAAAGGUGUAGGGUAUCGAAAUCUUAUUUGUUGACAAAGCAAAUUUAAUUAAUUUAAAACGAAAUUGUGCAAACGUAAUAGAGAAGGCAACAGAUUCCAGAUAACUUGUACGUAGCUCUGCUUCGUUCGUAUUUCAAGGCGUAAAAAUGCCUGUGAAUAACACCAGUUCAAAUUUCAAGACUUUUAAAGUUGUGCUACUUGGUGAAGGUUGUGUUGGUAAAACAUCAAUAGUUCUACGUUACGUCGAGGAUAAGUUCAAUCCUCAACAUAUAAGCACACUGCAGGCAUCAUUUCUCACAAAAAAACUCCAUUUAGAGGAUGGCUGCCGAGCACAUCUCAACAUUUGGGAUACUGCUGGUCAAGAACGUUUUCAUGCGCUUGGACCUAUUUACUACCGUGGAUCACAUGGUGCCAUACUCGUCUACGACAUUACCGAUGAAGACUCCUUUCAGAAGGUGAAAAAUUGGGUAAAAGAGCUCAAACGUAUGCUGGGUGCUGAAAUCGUCAUAACAAUCGUGGGCAACAAAACUGACUUGGAGGCACAGCGCAAUGUACCACAAGAUGUUGCAUUGGAUUAUACAGAAAGUGUGGGCGCACACUAUUUCGAGACAUCGGCCAAAGCCAAUGAGGGCAUCGAAGAGUUAUUCACAGCGUUGACACAACUAAUGAUACAGCGCCAUGCCCAACGCGAACAAGAGACUAGUUCAUUACGACUAAUGCAGGGAGGACGUACGUCACAACGUUUGGUAGUUGAGGAUGAUUCACAGGACGGUGAUGAAGAAGGGGGACAACCACCUGCGGCGAAUCGAUCAUGCUGUGGGGCCGGUUAAAAUAGUGUGAGAUGUAAUUGCAUUAAAAACACCCAACCCAAACAAAGGAACGGCAAUUUGUAGAAGAGGAUAGUAGUAGUAUGUAGAAAAAUUUGGCGAAUGGGUGUUUAAAAGCAAAUAUUGAACAUAGUGAACUGAACACGACGAUAUAGACAACGUCAACGCCGAUGCGCCGCCGCUAGAUUAAAUUGUGAUAAACUUAUUAUAACGUGUAAAUUUAAAUAUUUUUUGUAUAAAACGCUUUAAUAUUGUAUUCUUCUCUUAUGAUAUAAUUCCAUUCUACUUCCUUCGAACAAAAAAAAAAAACUACAUAAAUCUAGCGAACUUACUAUCUAUCUACUCAUAUUACAUUUCAGUUUUUUGUUAGUUUUAAAGCCCUAUUAUUUGUUGUUAUAUUAUAAUACAAUUAAAGUUUUCUGCUUUGAAUUGCAGCAAAAAAAUUUUGAAAGACUUAAAAGCACUUGACACUUUUAUUGAAUGAUUCAUGCAAAAGUAUCCAUGCGCUUAUCUCAAUCCUUAUCACGUGUGAAUAUACAUACAUACAUAUGAGCCGUUUAUUUUGAAAGUGGCAUAAGUUACUUUUCGUACCUCUUGUGAUUAAAUGACCAGUUACUUGUAUCUGAACGCGUCGGUUAUUAGUUCAACUUCAUCAACCCAAGGUAGACGGUUUUAUAGUUAGUUUAUUAUGAUGGAGCGAUUUACAGAUGCAUUCGGUAACAAGUAGCCGGUAAUCUAAGAGCAAGAGGUUUAAAGUGACUUAUGCCACUUUCAAAAUAAACGGCUUACAUAUACAUACUUGCGAAUUUUGAGGGCUUGAAAAAUGUCAGUAAUCUGA
Molecule: messenger RNA, 1826 nt
Organism: Rhagoletis zephyria (snowberry fruit fly)
Lineage: Eukaryota; Metazoa; Arthropoda; Insecta; Diptera; Tephritidae
Gene: Rab21
Product: RAS oncogene family member Rab21
Biological process (GO): Rab protein signal transduction
Molecular function (GO): GTP binding; GTPase activity
Source: RefSeq, a predicted model, not a curated record